AUGGAAUCAUCCCCCCCAUAUAUACUGACGACGAAUCAUCUACUGCUGCCCCCCACUAAAGAUGAGUUCACAACUAUCUCAGUGACUGAGGGAGUAUCUACUGAAGCAACAGCAACUGAUGGCUUCAUCACCAUCAUAUACACUGAUGGUGAAUCGUCUACUGCUGCUACCACUAAAGAUGAGUACACAACUAUUUUACUAACUGAGAUAGUAUCUACUGAGACUAAACCAAUUGAUGGCAUCACCACCAUCAUAGUUACUGGUGAUGAAUCAUCUACUCCUGCUAUCACUAAAGAUGAGUUCACAACUAUCUCAGUAACUAAUGGAGUAUCUACUGAAUCCACAGCAACAGAUGGCAUCAACUCCAUUAUUAUUAGUGAAGACGAAUUGUCUACUGCUGCUUCCACUAAAGAUGAGUACACAACUAUUUCACUAACUGAGGGAGUAACGACUCAGUCUACACCAAUUGAUGGCAUCACCUCCAUCAUAGUUACUGAUGAUGAAUCAUCUACUCCUGCUACCACUAAAGAUGAAUUCACAACAAUCUCAGUAACAGAUGGAGUAUCUAAUGAAUCCACAGCAACGGGUGGCAUCAACACCAUUAUUGUUACUGAAGACGUAUUGUCUACUGCUACUACCACUAAACGUGAGUACACAACUAUUUCACUAACUGAGGGAGUAACUACUGAGGCUACAGAAACUGAUGGCAUCACCACCAUCAUAUAUACUGACGACGAAUCAUCGACUGUUGCUACCACUAAAGAUGAGUCCACAACUAUCUCAGUAACUGAUGGAGUAUCUACUAAAUCCACAGCAACAGAUGGCAUCAACACCAUUACUAUUACUGAAGACGAAUUGUCUACUGCUGCUACAACUAAAGAUGAGUUCACAACUAUUUCACUAACUAAGGGAGUAUCGACUGAGUCUACACCAAUUGAUGGCAUCACCACCAUCAUAGUUACUGAUGAUGAAUCAUCUACUCCUGCUACCACUAAAGAUGAAUUCACAACUAUCUCAGUAACUGAGGGAGUUUCUACUGAAUCCACAGCAACAGAUGGCAUCAACACCACUAUUGUUACUGAAGACGAACUGUCUACUGCUGCAACCACUAAAGAUGAGUACACAACUAUUUCACUAACUGAGAGAGUAUCUAAUGAAGCUACACCAACUGAUGGCAUCACCACCAUCAUAGUUACUGAUGACGAAUCAUCUACUCCUGAUACCACUAAAGACGAGUUCACAACUAUCUCAGUAACUGAGGGAGUAUCUACUGAAGCAACAGCAACUGAUGGCAUCAUCACCAUCAUAUAUACUGACGACGAAUCGUCUACAGCUGCUACCACUAAAGAUGAGAUCACAACUAUUUCACUAACUGAGAGAAUAUCUACUGAUGGCACAAUCACCAUUAUAUACACUGACGACGAAUCUUCUACUGGUGGUACCACUAAAGAUGAGUUCGCAACUAUUUCACUAACUGAGAGAGUAUCUACUGAGGCUACACCAAUUGAUGGCAUCACCACCAUCACAGGUACUGAUGAUGAAUCAUCUACUCCUGCUAUCACUAAAGAUGCGUUCACAACUAUCACAGUAACUGAUGGAGUAUCUACCGAAUCCACAGGAGCAGAUGGCAUCAACACCAUUAUUGUUACUGAAGACGAAUUGUCUACUGCUGCUGCCACUAAAGAUGAGUACACAACUAAUUCACUAACUGAGAAAGUAUCUACUGAGGCUACACCAAUUGAUGACAUCAUCACCAUUAUAUAUACUGACGACGAAUCAUCUACGCUUGCUACCACUAAAGAUGAAUUCACAACUAUCCCAGUAACUGAGAGAGUAUCUACUGAGGCUACACCAAUUGGUGGCAUCACCACCAUCUUAUAUACUGACGAUGAAUCAUCAACACCUGCUACCAGUAAAGAUGAGUUCACAAAUAUCUCAGGAACUGAUGGAGUAUCUACUGAGGCUACAGCAACUUAUGGCAUCACUACCAUCAUAUAUACUGACGACGAAUCAUCUACUCCUGCUACCACUAAAGCUGAUAUCACAACUAUUUCACUAACUGAGAGAGUAUCUACUGAGGCUACAUCAAUUGAUGGCAUCACCACCAUCAUAGUUACUGGUGAUGAAUCAUCUACUCCUGCUACCACUAAAGCUGAGUUCACAACUAUCUCAGUUACUGAUGGAGUAUCUACUGAAUCCACAGCAACAGAUGGCAUAAACACCAUUAUUAUUACUGAAGACGAAUUGUCUACUGCUGCUACCACUAAAGAUGAGUACACAACUAUUUCACUAAGUGAGAGUGUAUCUACUGAGGCUACGCCAACUGAUGGCAUCACCACCAUCAUAGUUUCUGAUGAUGAAUCAUCUACUACUGCUGCUACCACUAAAGACGUGUUCACAACUAUUUUACUAACUGAAGGAGUAACGACUGAGUCUACACCAAUUGAUGGCAUCACCACCAUCAUAGUUACUGAUGAUGAAUCAUCUACUCCUGCUACCACUAACGACGAGUUCACAAAUAUCUCAGGAACUGGUGGAGUAUCUACUGAGGUUACAGCAACUGAUGGUAUCACCACCAUCAUAUAUAUUGACGACGAGUCAUCUACUACAGCUACCACUAAAGAUGAGUUCACAACUAUCGCAGUAACUGAGGGAGUAUCUACUGAGGCUACAGCAUCUUAUGGCAUCACUACCAUCAUAUAUACUGACGACGAAUCAUCUACUCCUGCUACCACUAAAGCUGAGUUCACAACUAUCUCAGUAACUGAUGGAGUAUCUACUGAAUCCACAGCAACAGAUGGCAUCAACACCAUUAUUAUUACUGAAGACGAAUUGUCUACAGCUGCUACCAUUAAAGAUGAGUUCACAACUAUUUCACUAAAUGAGGGAGUAUCGACUGAGACUACAGCAAUUGAUGGCAUCACCACCAUCAUAUUUAUUGACGAUGAAUCAUCUACUGCUGCUACCAUUAAAGAUGAGUUCACAACUAUUUCACUAACUGAAGGAGUAACGACUGAGUCUACACCAAUUGAUGGCAUCACCACCAUCAUAGUUACUGAUGAUGAAUCAUCUACUCCUGCUACCACUAAAGAUGAGUUCACAAAUAUCUCAGGAACUGGUGGAGCAUCUACUGAGGUUAGAGCUACUGAUGGCAUCAACACCAUUAUUAUUACUGAAGACGAAUUGUCUACUGCUGCUUCCACUAAAGAUGAGUACACAACUAUUUCACUAAGUGAGAGAGUAUCUACUGAGGCUACACCAACUGAUGGCAUCACCACCAUCAUAGUUACUGAUGAUGAAUCAUCUACUCCUGCUACCACUAAAGACGUGUUCACAACUAUUUCACUAACUGAAGGAGUAACGACUGAGUCUACACCAAUUGAUGGCAUCACCACCAUCAUAGUUACUGAUGAUGAAUCAUCUACUCUUGCUACCACUAAAGAUGAGUUCACAAAUAUCUCAGGAACUGGUGGAGUAUCUACUGAAGUUAGAGCAACUGAUGGUAUCACCACCAUCAUAUAUAUUGACGACGAGUCAUCUACUCUUGCUACCACUAAAUAUGAGUUCACAACUAUCGCAGUAACUGAGGGAGUAUCUACUGAGGCUACAGCAACUUAUGGCAUCACUACCAUCAUAUAUACUGACGACGAAUCAUCUACUCCUGCUACCACUAAAGCUGAGUUCACAACUAUCUCAGUAACUGAUGGAGUAUCUACUGAAUCCACAGCAACAGAUGGCAUCAACACCAUUAUUAUUACUGAAGACGAAUUGUCUACUGCUGCUACCACUAAAGAUGAGUACACAACUAUUUCACUAACUGAGGGAGUAUCGACUGAGGCUACACCAAUUGAUGGCAUCACCACCAUCAUAGUUACUGGUGAUGAAUCAUCUACUUCUGCUACCACUGAAGAUGAGUUCACAACUAUCUCAGUAACUGAUGGAGUAUCUACUGAAUCCACAGCAACAGAUGGCAUAAACACCAUUAUUAUUACUGAAGACGAAUUGUCUACUGCUGCUACCACUAAAGUUGAGUACACAACUAUCUCAGUAACUGAUGGA
This is a messenger RNA of Saccoglossus kowalevskii, 4059 nucleotides long. RefSeq names its product mucin-22-like. Lineage: Eukaryota; Metazoa; Hemichordata; Enteropneusta; Harrimaniidae. The record is from RefSeq and is a predicted model, not a curated record.